Molecule: messenger RNA, 702 nt
Organism: Colius striatus (speckled mousebird)
Lineage: Eukaryota; Metazoa; Chordata; Aves; Coliiformes; Coliidae
Gene: TLE5
Product: TLE family member 5, transcriptional modulator
Exons: 7
Coding region: 99-692 (197 amino acids)
Biological process (GO): negative regulation of canonical Wnt signaling pathway; regulation of DNA-templated transcription
Cellular component (GO): nucleus; transcription regulator complex
Molecular function (GO): protein binding; transcription corepressor activity
Source: RefSeq, a predicted model, not a curated record
GGGGCGGGGCGGCCGCGGGGCCGGGGGCGGCCGGGCCCGGCGCGGACAAAGGCACCAGCACCGGGCCGCUCCGUGCGGGGGCCGAGCCGCAGCCUGACAUGAUGUUUCCACAAAGCCGGCACUCGGGCUCCUCUCACCUGCCGCAGCAGCUGAAGUUCACCACCUCUGACUCCUGCGACCGCAUCAAGGACGAGUUCCAGCUCCUGCAGGCCCAGUACCACAGCUUGAAGUUGGAAUGUGACAAACUAGCCAGUGAGAAGUCAGAGAUGCAGCGUCACUAUGUCAUGUAUUAUGAGAUGUCCUAUGGGCUGAAUAUUGAAAUGCACAAACAGGCUGAAAUUGUCAAGAGGCUAAAUGGGAUUUGUGCACAGGUUCUGCCCUAUCUUUCACAAGAGCAUCAGCAGCAGGUCCUGGGAGCCAUUGAACGAGCCAAGCAGGUUACAGCACCAGAACUGAACUCCAUCAUCCGUCAGCAGCUUCAAGCUCACCAGCUGUCACAGCUCCAAGCCCUCGCUCUGCCCCUGACUCCGCUGCCCAUGGGGCUCCAGCCCCCGUCCCUGCCCGCUGUCAGCGCUGGCACCGGGCUGCUCUCCCUCUCAGCCUUGGGCUCUCAGGCUCAUCUCUCCAAGGAGGACAAGAACGGCCACGAUGGUGACGCCCACCAAGAUGAUGACGGCGAGAAGUCGGAUUAGAUGGAGGGGG